UCCCCCCACAAGAGGAACACGCAGCCCGGCCUCCGGCCUGAGAGAUCAUGAAGCACCUCGGUAGAUCGGGAUAAAGAGCGACGCUUAAGGAGGUUGGAAGAGGAAGGGACUGUGGACUAAAUGCGUGGAAUGCUAAGCGAUGGCGAAGCACACUUGCUAUUCUCCCCGUGACUCCUGACUCCCCGUCACCCGCCUCCCAGCCCGGCCGUCGGGCUCCGAGCAGCAGCUCCUCCACCUCUCCUCCGUCGCUCCUCCCCUGAACCCCUGAACCCCUGAACCCCUUAGUCCGCUCCCACUCCGGUUCAGUCUGGCCGGCACGGCCCUCCCAGCCAAGGGGGAGGAGGACUUCCUCACGCUGGCUGGCUCUCGUCUCAGCCGCAAGAAGCGCGUGAUCGGGGCGGGGGUCGGCGUGGCCAUGGUGCUGGUGCUGCUGGUGGCCAUCCCCCUAUUGGUCCACACCACCAAGGGGGGGGGCUCCGGCGCGGCCCCCAGCCGCUACGAGAUGCUGGGCGGCUGCAAGAUGGUGUGCGACACCUUCACCCCCCCGCAGGGCGAGCUGACCGCCGCCUCCCCCCGGCCCCCCGACUUCCCGGGGCGGAAGGUCCAACCCGGGUUCCGCGGUAGUCCCGGACUUCCGGGUCCGACGGGCCCCAAAGGCCCCCCCGGAGAGCCCGGUAAGCCGGGUCCCGUCGGGCCCCCGGGACCCGGACCGGGGGGCUACGUCCCCUCCCUCUACAGCCUCAAGAUCGCGUUCUACGCCGGGCUCCGCAAGCAGCACGAGGGCAGCGAGGUGCUGAAGUUCGACGACGUGGUCACCAACGUGGGCAACUACUACGAGCCCAGCACGGGCAAGUUCACCUGCCCGCUGCCCGGCAUCUUCUUCUUCAGCUACCACGUGCUGAUGAGGGGCGGAGACGGCACCAGCAUGUGGGCCGACCUCAAGAAGAACGGGCAGGUGCGGGCCAGCGCCAUCGCCCAGGACGCCGACCAGAACUACGACUACGCCUCCAACAGCGUGAUCCUGCACCUGGACGUGGGCGACGAGGUGUGCGUGCAGCUGGACGGCGGCAAGGUCCACGGGGGGAACACCAACAAGUACAGCACCUUCUCCGGGUUCCUCAUCUACCCCGACUGACGGAGCCCGCCCCGCCCCGGAGCCCCCUCACACACACACACACACACACACACACACACACACACACACACACAGACAGACAGACAGACAGACACACAAACACA
Molecule: messenger RNA, 1239 nt
Organism: Gadus macrocephalus (Pacific cod)
Lineage: Eukaryota; Metazoa; Chordata; Actinopteri; Gadiformes; Gadidae
Gene: c1ql4b
Product: complement component 1, q subcomponent-like 4b
Exons: 2
Coding region: 416-1135 (239 amino acids)
Molecular function (GO): protein binding
Source: RefSeq, a predicted model, not a curated record